AAACGCCCUUAGGUCAAAAGCAUUGCUUUCGUUCAUAAUUUGUCAAUACUUUGACAAGUAUACGUUUUUAAUUUACAAAUUCUAACCAAAAUAAAUAAAAAUGGAUUGGAAAUAUUUGUUGGCGCUGGAUCUAGAAGAUAUAAAUGACGAAGAAAAAGAUGAACUGUAUAAUAAUAUUACUUGGUUUGACGUGGACAGUGAAAGUUUAGAUGAGGCAAAGUUUAAAGGGUUAUUGAGGGCUUGUCAGGAAAUUUUAAAGUAUAAAGGCGAACAGGUUGAAACGUUACUUCACGAGUUAGAAGAAAUGGCUGUAAAGCAAGCUGAAGAUGAGGCGAAAAGGCAAGAAAGUGAAGCAGACGUGAGGAGCUCGAAAUCAAGAAAGUCGAGCUCUAUUGAAUAUGAGAAUUUGGAACAAAAAUACUUGGAGUUAAAAGUCAAACAUAAAAAAGCUAUUAAAAUCAAUGAAAAACACGAGGAUGAGUUAAACAAACUCAACAAUAAACUCAAAGUUAUCGAAAAAGAGAAUAAGCGUUUACAACAUGAGCUACAGUCCGUACCACACGAAGCGACCAGUGAAUCAGAUUAUUCGGAGAGUAUUAAAGGUCAACAAAAGGAGUUGGUGGAAACUUUGCAUAACAAAAAUCGACAAAUAUCCGAUUUACUACGGGAAAUAGAGGAAGUCGAGAAUGAAAAUACUGUUUUGAGAGAUAAACUAUCGAAAGUAAGAGAUGAACUGUCGGUAGCAACUAAAGAAAUUGUCUCGAUGGUUGAUUCAUUGAAAGUUAAAGACGAGAAAUUAAGAGAAAACGCUGAGAAUAUUGAAAAGCUGUCGUUAGAAAACGAACAUUUGAAAGAAGAAUACAGUAAUCUUAAAAAAGAAAAGCAAUUAGCUGUAGACCAAUCAACCGAUAAUCUAAAUACACUUAAAAAUCAAAUGAAAGACUUACAGGAAUCUUUGGAUGCCAAAAACGAAGAAAUACAAGGUCUCAAGCACCGACUAAAAGAACCAAGCUUAAACUCUUCUCUAUCCAGUCUUCCAAAAGAUGAUCCUGAACCGUCUCAACUUGCAGCACUUCAAAGGGCUUUACACGAUAGAGAACAGCAACUUUUAGAAAUGCAAGCUCAGUUGAGAACAGCUACUAAAGAAAUGGAGGAAUCGACUACACUUUUAAGUAGAUUAAAAAAACAAAAAGAGUUGGAACAUGAGCGAGUUUUAGAAUUGGAGGCAAAUGGUACAGAGAUGAAAAAUCAAUUGAAAACGACACAUGAUCGAUGUCAAAAAUUACACGACAAUUUGGUGUUGGCCGAAGAAACUAUAAGAAUUAAAAACGAAGAACUCAACCAUGUUCUAGAGCAACUGCGAAAUGAGGGUAAGAUAGAUUUAGCAGAAAACCUAAAGGCACAUAUAGGUUUCAAAACACAAAUUAAAUCACAAGAGAAGCAAAUCAUAUCUUUGGUCAGAGAUACCAACAGAUUACAAGAAGCCAUUGAGAAUUUAGAAAAGGAAAAUUGCUAUUUGAGGGAAACUUCAGGUUUAACGCAAGAGGAAAAAGUUGAUCUUGUGGGUUAUACAUCCAAACAAAGAAAGCUUAAAAAAGAGAAUGAGCAUCUGAAAAAUCAACUUACAAUCAAAGACGAAACUGUUGUUAAACUUAAAACUGAAGUACACAAACUAAAUAAAACCGUAACAUCACUCACCAAUCAAAUUUUGGAGUUAGGACAUGAGCCUUCACAUGAAUUCGUUGAAAUGUUUUCUUUCCCAAGAGAAAAUAGUUUGAUCAAAAAAGAAAAUAAGUCCUUAGUAGAAGAAAAUGAGGCUCUGAGGAAAGGUUUACAUGAAGUAAUGGCUUGCAUAAAUGAAAAGAAAUCGAAACUGGAAAUUAAAUCGGAGACAUUUGAGAAACUUUUAAGAGCUCUAGAUAUAAAACAUAUAACUGGUUGGUACCAUCCAGCAAUGAGGCUUCAAGCUGAACUCCAUAAUUUAGAAGGAAUCAAUACAGAAUUAAGAGAACAACUCAGACAAGCAAGAAUUGAGAACAAGAUCAUUAUAAUCGAGAAGGAGAAUAUGCAAAAUAACGAAGGAGAUGUCACUGAUGGUACUGCUUCUGAUUCCGGAAUACAAAGUGAAGAAAUUAUUUUAGAAAAUAUUGAGGAUAAUAUUAAAUUGUUAUUUAAUAAAAACAAGAAUCCUGAUACAAAAGAUCUUUCGAAGAUACAACAGAAGAUUUUGCUUUGGAUAAAAACUAUACUUCAUUCAAAAACAGAAUUAGAAGAUGAAAUCAAACGUGGCCAUAAUGAAUUAAUAUCAUUAAAAGAGGAACAUGAUAUUUUAUUAGAAAAAACGAAAAUUUUGAUUAGCGAAACCGAUGAGGAAAAGGUAGAAAAGAUAAAUGAUGUUAUUCUAACAAAUAUUGCACUAAACAGAAAAGUUGUGUAUCUGGAAAACGAAAAUAGAAAGCUAUGUGAGAAAAUUGAAAUUUCACAAACCGAAUUUAACAACAUGCAACGCAAUCAUUUGCAGACCAUUAACAAUAUUCAAUUGGACAAUAAUAAGCUAAAUGCUCGUUUGAAAAUAUUAACAAAUUUGAAUAGUACCACAGUAGAUUUUGAAACUCAUAAACAUAUGGAGAAAAAUUUGAACGAAAUGACUAUCAAAUAUAGAGAAUUAUCCGCCGCAAUGCAAAAACAAACGGAUGAUAAAUGUUUAGACUUCAAGACGCUCCUAGAAUCCCAAAAAUCUUUACAAUUGGAUAAAGAAGAGUUGAAAUCGAAGUUGAUGAGUUUGCUGUCGAGACAAGCUUUAAUAAACAUUAAUGACGGCGACGAUAAAUCUGAAAAACUUUCUCAAAAAAUCGCAGAAUCUGAAGUGAAAGAAAUUACAGAAAGACAACGAGCUAACCACAUAAACAAUUUAUAUGAACUAGUGAGAGAACAACUGAAUAAGUCUGAAGAAAAGUUUGCAGAAUUUUCUAAAUUCAACGAAGAAUUAUUAAAGAAAAAUCUGAAUCUUCAAGAACAUUUGAAAGAAAUGGAAGAAAAAAUAUGCGACUACGUUGAUAGAACGGUCUACGAAAAAGUGAAACAGGAAAAUAACAAGUUGAUAAAAGAAAACGAGGAAUUGAUAAAAGAAAACGCGAGUUUCAAAACACAAGAUGAAUUGGAGAAACGAUCUAAGGAGUUUGAAAGAACUUGGAACCAUUCAAAAGAACAAGAGCUGCUUAACCUGAAACACCAAAUCGUUGAUUUGAUUUCAGUGUCCGAUGAAAAAGUGAUAAUAGCUCAAUUGAGCGACGAUGUUAUACAAAAUAGGAAAUCAGUGGAGUUUUAUAAAGUAAGUGUCAACGGAUUGAAUGAAGAACUUAAGAAAAUGAAGGAUAUGCAUUUAAAAGAUAAACUUGAAUACGAAAGGGACCGAAAUUUGGCAGAGGAAAGAGAACGUGCACUGAACAAGCAAUUGGGGCAUCUGAAGACCUUAUUGGGCAAUCAAAGGCUGCAAUUUUAUGGUUAUGUACCGUUGACUUCUGAAGAGCUUUAUAUGAGUAAGAUAAUCAAUAUAAACAAUCAAGAACAUGAAAGUUUUCUUGCUUUACAAAAAGCAAAAGAAGCAGAAAAAGAAGUGGAUCUGCUUAAGCAAACGUUGAAUGUGGAAUUGAAUUAUCUUAAACAGCAAAAAGAAAUUGGAAAUGACAGUUAUAAGGAGGAGUAUAAAAAAAUGGCGAAUUGGAUGCAAGAAAAGAAAACAUUGCAAGUAAAUGAAUUGCGUUUAAAACGUCAGCUCGAAUUCAAAGAAAGUGAAUUACAGCAUUAUAUGGAUAGAACAAAACUGCAGGAUGAGCAAAUAGCAAAAUUAGAUCAUGAGCUGUUACAGAUAUAUAGACAUAUUGAUAUAUCCGACACCGAUACGACCAUAAAAAAUGUCUCUUCUGAAGAACCCCUUCAGAAACCAGAGUCUAAAAAAUUGAUAAUUCCAGAACCUAAGCCUCGUACUUUGAAAUUGACUCGAGCAGUUUCGGUUCAAACGAACGAAGUAGUUACUCAAACACCCACGAUUCUCUUAGAAAAUAACAAUGUCAUUGCAAAUCUGAGAGGUGAAUUAUUUAACGUUCGAGAAGAUCUCAGUAACAAAGAAUCGCAAAUAAAUCAACUGAAGAGUAAAAUCACAGAACAUGAGAUGACCAUUAGCAUGUUUCGUAAGCAAAUUGGUGAUAAACAGAGCCAAAUAUCUUUUUAUGAGAGACACAUAAUGGAAUUACAAAAUAGGAAAAGUGAGGUUGCAAACAAUGGCGCUGGAGGAGAUAAUAUCAACAUAGGAACCGAAAGUAACGGGCAGACUCAAGAGAAUUUAGUUUUAGUGAAUUCGCUGAGAGAUUUGAAACAAGAAAUAACGACUAAAGAUGAACAAAUAAUAAAACUUCAAACACUCUUAAAAAUAGACCGAGAUAAACAUAGCUUAGCAGCAGCUUCCUUACAAGAAGAGCUUCAAAAUAUACAGAAGCAGUUGAUGGACGAAAAACAGAAAGUUAAAAGUUUAGAGGAAAAUUCGAUUAAAAGUAAGACAAAUCGAGUAGCUAUUGAACAAUAUGUGAAUCAAGUCCAUGCUUUAGAACAACAUGCUUCUGAAUUACACACCAAAUUAUCAACACUUGAAGCUCAACUUCAGUCCAGUAGACAAGAAGCGAUCCGCUGGAGGACGAUGGCGAACGAUAGGUUAACAGCUAUGGAAGAUUUGAGAAAAAAUUUAGAGAAACAACAUGAAUCAGAGCUAGCGUUAUAUAAAUCAGAUGCAGAAAAACUGAGAGAUCUUGGAAAUGACGAAAUAAAUAGCUUAAGACAAUUAAUAAUAAGACAAAAGGGAGAAUUGACAGGAAGACUGGAUACCGAUAUCCAACGAUUGGUUAGAGAAAAAGAUGAUAAAAUCCACGAAAUGAUUGUAAAACUACGUCAAAUGAAGACUGUCAAGAAAAACGAACAACUGGAUCAAGAAAUUCCAAAGCCUUCCGAUGUAGAAUCAUCAAAGGAAUUGUUAGAAAAAGAAUAUUUCUUACUCAAAAAACGGUAUGAACAGUUGACGGUGAAAGAGAGAAGUGCGAGGAAUGAAAUUCGGGAAUUGAAAUGUCAAUUAUCAAAAAAACCGGUUAGUGCAAGAAGUGAUAAAUCAGAAAAAUCCAUCAAAGAUCAACUUCAAAAGAAAAUAACUUCUUUACAAAACGAAAUUAUAGACCUUAAACAAAAUCUGAAUGAACAAUUAGCGAUAAAUGAAUCACACAAAAUACAAGCUAGUGAAGAUUUUGAUAAAUGGAAGAAAAUGAAACAUUUCCAACAAACCGCCGAAAAGUUAAAGAACAAAUUGAAAGAGAGAGAUUGUGAGUUUGAGAAGUUGCAACAAACCAGUACAGGUUACAGACUCUUAAUAGAACGUUUGGAACGGGAAAAACGUAACUUGGAAAACAGGAUACGAACUUUGAAAACUUCAAAUGUAAAUGUCCAUGAUAAUGUUGAGUUAGAAAUGUUCAAAAGAGAAAACAACAGAUUACUUGGCGAGGUAGAUGCUUUGAAACAAAAACUAGAAAUUCAACAACACCACGCUGGAGCUCUAGGUACCACAAUGUUACAAGAAAAACUCGAAGGGCAAGAAAGGAAAAUCGCAAUUCUAGAAUUAUCAUCAAAGGGAAGUGCGGAGAUGCGAACAGAGAUGGAACGUUUGCAGAGUGCAAAUUCAAAUUUGCAGAAAAGUAACCUGCGAUUGGAAGCGGAAAACUUGGAUUUGAAAUUGGAUCUCGAAAAAUGUAAUAAAGAAGUGCCUCAUUUACACCAACAAAUUCAACACCUCGAAAAUUACGUGGACGUUUUGAAAAGUGAGAAUGCGAAACAGCGAGUGGAUAAUGGAACUGAUCCACAACCAGUUAGUCCAGAAACUAGAAAAGCCUCAGAACUAGAACGGACCGUUUUCGUAUUAAAAAGAGUGGUGGAAAAAUUGCAGGCUGAAAAUAAGAGAUUAGUCAGUGGUAAAAGACCUCUUUCAGAUAGAUCAGCUUCUGCCGAUAAACUGAAAAGAGACUUUAUACGUUUGAAAGAACAGCAUGCUGGUUGUGUUCAAACGAAUGAGAACCUCCAAAAAGAGCUAGAAUCCACCAAAAAGAAUUUACAAAACGUUACUGCAUCGAAAAAAAGUGACGACAAAAUUGAAAAUUUAUCUGAGGAAUUAUCUCGAGUGAAGGAACAGCUGGAAGUUAAAUCAGGACUGUUAGAUAGAGUGAAGAUAUUAUUACAUCGUGCUGCUGCAAAAGAAAAAGCUCUAAUGCAUGAAAUUGCUGAAUUGAAGAGCAACAAAGAUGUACCGAUAAGUACUAUUCCAGAGGAGUCUGAAGAAACUAGUAGUGAUUCCGAAACAUAGAUUGCUGAAUUGAAGAGCAACAAAGAUGUACCGAUAAGUACCAUUCCAGAGGAGUCUGAAGAAACUAGUAGUGAUUCCGAAACAUAGAUAUAUUUUAUAUUUUAAUAUGUUUAUACUGUAAUUCGAUUUUAAGAAUAAACUUUUCAAUUUUUUCGUGAACAA
This is a messenger RNA of Diorhabda carinulata, 6556 nucleotides long. It is a transcript of the gene Cep290, whose product is annotated as centrosomal protein of 290 kDa. The coding region runs from base 101 to 6394 and encodes 2097 amino acids. The record is from RefSeq and is a predicted model, not a curated record. The transcript is spliced from 21 exons. Lineage: Eukaryota; Metazoa; Arthropoda; Insecta; Coleoptera; Chrysomelidae.